Messenger RNA from Poecile atricapillus (Black-capped chickadee), 1221 nucleotides. RefSeq names its product MAGI family member, X-linked (gene MAGIX). NCBI's taxonomy places the organism in Eukaryota, Metazoa, Chordata, Aves, Passeriformes, Paridae. The transcript has 7 exons. Gene Ontology annotation, cellular component: cytoplasm. Bases 306 to 998 code for a protein of 230 amino acids. Gene Ontology annotation, molecular function: protein binding. The record is from RefSeq and is a predicted model, not a curated record. Gene Ontology annotation, biological process: signal transduction.
CUUCCGCCGCGGGGCCCUGUGGGAGAGAGAGGGAGCUGCUUGAGCUGGACUACAACUCCCAGCAGCCUUUGCUCCGCCACAGCCCCGCGAACUUUGCGGCCGCUGAUUGGUGGAGCCUCCACCUAUCGGUGCUGUCACGGGGCCUUGCCCCGCCCCCUCUUCCCGCGCGGCGGACGCUGAUUGGCGGAUCCGCCCGUCGAUCAGCCCGUCCCACCGCCGCUCGCGCCCGCCGGCCUCGCGCGCGUUGCCGUGGCGACCCCGCGGCGGUGCAGCCCCCCCACAGCCCGGGGGGGGCCCAAGCCCCGAUGCCGCCCCCGGAGGCACCGCCAGGGCCCAGCGUGAGUGUGGUGGUGGUGGUGGGGGGCUCCUGCGUGCUGCGCUACAGCCGCCCCCCCCCGCCGCCCCCCGCCCCGAGCCCCCCCCCACCCUGGGGGCAGCGGGGACCCCCCCAGAUCCGGCCCCAGGACGGGGACCUGCUGCUGCUGCUGCGGAGCCUGGGCCCUGGAGCCCCCCCUGAGCCCGUGGCUGCCACCAGUUUCGUGGGCCCUGAACCCCGGGACCUGCUGCCCACUGGUGAGGAGCUGGGGAGUCCCAGCAGUGCUGGGAGGGGACCGGGCUGCAGCCUGGCCUGGCCACAGGACCCCGUCCCAUUCGCAGUGGAGCUGCCGCGGGGCCCGGGGGGUUUCGGGUUCAGCCUCCGGGGGGGCCCCGCCGGGGUUUUCGUGCGGGGGCUGCGCGAGGGGGGCCCGGCCCAGCGCUGCGGCUGCAUCCAGGUCAGUGACGAGCUCUUGGCCAUCAAUGGGGCCCCCACAGCCGGGAUGAGCCACGCGCAGGCGCUGGCCCGGAUCCGGGGCGGGGGCAGCCGCCUGCGCCUGCUGCUGCGUCGUCCCCGCGGUGAGACCCUGCUCUGCCCCCCAAAGUCCCCAUGGGGCCCCCCCGGUCAGUGGGGACAGGGCAGGACCCCCAGACACACGGGGACAGGGUGGGAUUGCCCCUAAGGGAGACACCCCAGAGCCCCCCUGAGUCACUGGGACAUCCAGGGACCCCCACAAAACACAGCUGUACGAAUCACCCCCCCGCCAGCGCAGUGGUACAGCCCAGAGCCCCCCAGAACACACCGGUAUAUCCCAGUGCCCCCCCCAAUCAGGUGGUACAGUCCAUUGCCCCUCCAAACUCAGUAAGAUACCCCAGUGCCCCCCCACCAACUGCAGAAGUGGUACA